AUGUUACUCGUCAAAGACACAGUCAAGAAUGCAUCUUACAAUGCAAGCCAAUUAGACAACGAUUUACUGUCCGUGACAGAGGAGGAAAAGCAAUUGGCUGUAGAAGCAAGCCGUCUUGUUCAUGAACAGUUCUUGACACUUCAAUUUGUGAAUGUGUGUGCAGAGACGUUGGUGAGCCAGUACAUGUUAUUGACACCCAGUGAUUUUCGUAAAUGGGAAGAAGAUCCCGAGGGUUGGGCAAUUGCUCUCGGUUCUGAAAAUUGGGAAUUUGAAUUGCGUCCUUGUGCUGAAAUGACUUUUAUGAACUUGUUAAGUCAUUAUCGAGAUCAAUUGGUUCCUAUUCUUCUUGACUUGGUAGAACGUGUGGCUACAGUGACAGAUCAACAAGGUUUAUUGUUUAAAGACGCUGUUUAUGGAGCUGUUGGAUUAGGCGUAAAUUCAUUGUAUGGUAAAUUGGAUUUUGAGCCCUUUGUGAUGAAUCGAUUGGUAUUGGAACUCGGUAACAAAGACUCUCAUUUCAAAGUCCUGAGACGUCGUAUUGGUGUCUUGUUGGGCAAAUGGGUGACGGAAGGCAUUAGUUCAGACUGCAGAAAGGUAAUUUAUGAAAUCUUGUUGCAGUUGAUGGAUAAAGAGGAAGACUUGGUGGUUCGAUUGACAGCUGCUAGUGCAUUAAAGCAGGCCAUUGAUGAUUGGGAUUUUGAUAUCAGUAUUGUGCUGCCUUAUUUAGGUUCUGCCAUGACAUUACUACUUAACCUGUUAAACCAAGUUGAAGAAUCAGAUACUAUCAUGAAAUUGAUAUCAUACCUGAAUGCUAUUAUGGAUAGAACGAGUUCACAUAUGAUACCUUUUGCAGGACAGAUCAUUCAAUUACUCACUCCUCUAUGGAGCCCAACCACAGAGCCAUUGCUUCAAUCAUCCCUUGUGGUGACAUUUACCAAGAUUACCAGUGAAGCACAUAUUUAUUUGCUAGAAGACUCUUUGGAUCUUUGGUGGACUAUCGUACAAACAGCACCCUCAAGUACACCUCAUUUAAUGUCCUUGUUCCCAACAGCACUUGAAUUAUUAGACCAUGAUACAGAGAACUUGAGAAAAGUGCUCAAGAUCAUUGACAGUUACAUUUUGCUCGAUCCUCAAUCCACUUUACAACCUCAAUAUGCACUUGUUUUAUUUACCAAGUUGGCCUCUAAAGUGACUUAUUCAAGAGAACAGGCUGCUUCUUAUAUUGCUCAUACACUUGAUUUGGCCUUUUCAAGUGUUCCUUUGCAAGUGUAUGGUGAAUCCCUUGUUCAGUCUCGACUGAUGCCUAAUGUGUUGGGUGUAUUAAUUCAAGACAAAAUGUAUGGUUAUGCUCUCAUGAACUACAUGAACCUAUUUGCUCGUCUUUCUAUCUAUGAUGCAAAUUUUGUGAUCAAUGUCAUUCAGCUGACAGGUCAGGAGCAGCAAUUACCAGGCGACUUUUUUAGUGAUAUUCUUGAGAAAUGGUUUGAUAAGGUCAGUUAUAUCAAGAGAUGA
Molecule: messenger RNA, 1512 nt
Organism: Gilbertella persicaria
Lineage: Eukaryota; Fungi; Mucoromycota; Mucoromycetes; Mucorales; Choanephoraceae
Product: armadillo-type protein
Exons: 4
Coding region: 1-1512 (503 amino acids)
Biological process (GO): protein import into nucleus
Cellular component (GO): nuclear envelope; cytosol
Source: RefSeq, a predicted model, not a curated record